AUGAACGAUGCGGCGCUGACCGCUCAUUUCCAUGCGGGGUUGCGAGAUGAGAUUAAGGAUUUGCUCAUCUCGAAAGACCGAUCAGAAAAACCGAGCAUCUUCAGCUUGAAGUCAAUAGAACUCCAAAUUCUUGCUAUGUAUAGGAGAUUGGCCAAAAAUCAGCAACUCGAAACAUGUCGUCAGGACGGUUCUAUUGAAGAUUAUAUCUCUGGAUUCAAAACACUAGCACAAGGAUUUGAAGGCCAUGAACUGUCGUUGGUCUCUGACCUAUAUCAUGGACUGGGGGACAAGAUGAAAUCGACCCUAGGACUGGCCGAUACGGCCAAAAGGUACCUAGAAGCGCUCACAUUAGUUCUUUCAACAAGCAGGCGGAGACAAGUUAAGGAAAUUAGAAACGACAGGAGCGAUUAA
Messenger RNA from Pseudogymnoascus verrucosus, 411 nucleotides. RefSeq lists its product as uncharacterized. Bases 1 to 411 code for a protein of 136 amino acids. The transcript has a single exon. NCBI's taxonomy places the organism in Eukaryota, Fungi, Ascomycota, Leotiomycetes, Thelebolales, Thelebolaceae. The record is from RefSeq and is a predicted model, not a curated record.